AUGACCAAGCAGAAAACAGCAGAUACAUUUUUAGCAACGGCAAUCAUUAAGGUGGGAACGUUAGAACUAAGGGCCUUGAUAGACAGCGGUUCGCAGAAAACUUUAAUUUCUGAGGAAGCAGUGCAGAUGUUAAGAUUACCAAAAAUAAAAGUAACAACCGAGAUAAGCGGCGUCUCAGCAGAAUGCGUAGAAGUCUCGCGUCACAAAGUUCAAUUGGAAAUAAGACCCAGAUUUGUUAGCAAGUUUGUAGCAGAAACAGAAGCUCUGGUGCUAUCUAAAUUGCACAAAGCACUUCCAAUAAAAAUAUUUGAAAAGAAGGCGUAUAUUUGGAAAAACAAAUUACUAGCGGAUCCAAAUUUCAACAAACCAAGUCGUAUUGAUGUGGUCAUUGGAGCUGAUUUAUAUCCAAAGAUAAUGAAAGCAGGCAUAAUAAAAGCUGAUGGAUUAUUAGGACAGGCCACAAUGCUGGGUUGGAUUGUGUCUGGGAAUAUUGAAAGAUCCAGAAGCAAAGAAGUAAUAGCAGCAAUGACAACGCUUAAACUAGAGGAAUUAGAAAGAUUCUGGGAAAUGGAAGAAGAUGAAGAGGAGCCUAAACCAGAAGAUGACAUAUGCGAACAAAAUUAUAUACAGACGACAACACGUGAUUUAACAGAUAGACGAUUUGUUGUGGCCAUACCAUUUAAAAAGGAGAAAGAACUUGGAGAAUCGAGGAAGACAGCGGUUGCACGACUUAUCAGUAUGGAAAAGAAAUUUGAUGCGAGAGAGGAUCUAAAAGACGGUUACAAAAAGUUCAUGCGGGAGUAUCAAGAGAUGGGACACAUGAAGGAAGUAGAAAAGAUGGGUCAAGGUAAAUAUUACUUGCCCCAUCAAGCAGUAAUUAAAAAGGAAAGCACAACAACAAAAUUAAGAGUGGUCUUUGACGCAUCUGCAAAAACAACAAAUGGAUACAGUUUGAACGACGUAAUGCUAAUCGGGCCAAGAUUACAAAAAGACAUUGUAGAUAUCAUCGUAAAAUGGCGUAUGUGGCGUUAUGUGAUGAGUGCUGACGUCGAAAAGAUGUAUCGACAAAUAAAAGUCAGAGAGGAAGAUCAAGAAUACCAGUAUAUUCUAUGGAGAGAAAAUCCGCAGGAGAAAAUAAAAGAGUUUAAACUUACAACAGUCACAUAUGGCACAGCAGCAGCACCAUUUUUAGCAGUAAGAACGUUACACGAGAUUGGGAACAUUUACUGCAAAGACAAUAAAAACGUACAUGAUGUUAUAAAGAACGAUUUUUACAUGGACGAUCUCAUGACAGGAGGUCACACUAUUCGAGACUGUAAAGAAUUACGCGAGAAACUAAUGCAAACUUUACAGUGUGCAGGAUUUCAUUUGAGAAAAUGGUUAUCAAAUAAUCCUGAAAUAAUUGAUGAAUAUACACAGGAGGCAAAUGAAAUUAUUCAAAUCGAAGAAACGGAUUCAGUAAAGACAUUGGGAUUACAAUGGGAACCAAAACGGGAUCUUUUUAAGUUCAAGGCAGCAACACAACAGAUAAAAAAAAUAACCAAACGGACAAUAUUAUCACAAUUGGCCAAAAUAUUUGAUCCACUUGGAUGGCUUGCACCAGUAACAAUUGUAGGCAGAUGCUUUGUGCAAAAACUUUGGUCGGCUGGUGGAUCUUGGGACGAGCCAUUAAACAAAGAGUUAGAAGAAGAGUGGCUGAAAUUCGCUAAACAAUUGGAUGCUUUAGAUGAAAUAACUAUUCCACGCUGGAUCGGUACAAAUAGCAACACCAAGUUGGAAUUGCACGCAUUUGGAGACGCAUCUGAUAAAGCAUAUGCAGCAGUAAUAUAUGCAAAAGUGGGACAGCAAGUGACACUGUUGCUAGCCAAAAGCAAAGUGAACCCUAUUAAAAAUAGAAAAACAAUACCCAAAUUAGAACUUUGCGGUGCACAUCUACUGGCUAUUAUAUUGAAUAGAGUCAAGAAGACAUUGAAUUUGCAAUGUAAAAUGUACGCAUGGAGUGAUUCAAUGGUUACACUGGCAUGGAUCCAAAAUAAAAACAACAAAGAGAAGUUUAUACGCACCAGAGUAAACUAUAUUAAUGAAAUGAUUCCGGAAGCCGAAUGGAACUAUGGUUGCAAGGACCGUCGUGGCUUCAAUUAA
Zeugodacus cucurbitae (melon fly) is the source of this 2142-nucleotide messenger RNA. RefSeq lists its product as uncharacterized. The record is from RefSeq and is a predicted model, not a curated record. Gene Ontology annotation, biological process: proteolysis. Lineage: Eukaryota; Metazoa; Arthropoda; Insecta; Diptera; Tephritidae. The transcript is spliced from 2 exons. The coding region runs from base 1 to 2142 and encodes 713 amino acids. Gene Ontology annotation, molecular function: aspartic-type endopeptidase activity.